AACCAAACCAGAGGAUUCCAAGGCAGGCCAGUGUGGCAAAUGCAGCUCCUUGCUGCUUACCCUAGCCUAGGCCAAUGGAAAAUGGAGGAGCAAAGCAGCAACAUCUAAGAGGGGACAAAAAAGAGGAAAUUCAAGAUGGGGAACAUGAUGAAAUUGUUGACUUCCAGUUCCGAGACUCCACAAAAUGACAAUGCAGAGAUCAGAAUGCCAAUAGAUGAGGAAAUGCUAUCCAUUCCAAUCAGCAACAAUGUUUAUGCAAUUCUUAAGAGGAGAGAGAAUUACCUGUGUAGUCUGCUCGAAAAGAAGUUUGGCUGCAUAACUGUCCUCAAGAGCAUCAGGAAUCCCACCGAAGUGUAUAGGAAAAGCCUGAAGGAAGGAAUUGAAGUUUCUGUCUGGGUAGAUGAUCUUACAAGGCAUGAGGCUGAUGCUUUGGUGAAUGCAGCCAACGAAUACCUGCAUCACUUUGGAGGCCUUGCAUUUGCCCUCCUGAAAGCUGGAGGGCCAGAAAUUGAAGAGCACUGCAAGCAUUUCAUUGAAAAGAAUGGACCGCUCAGCGCUGGCCAGAUUGCAGUCACUAGUGGAGGAAGACUCCAUUGUAAGCAAGUCAUCCAUGCAGUGGGUCCAAGAUGGUCGGAGGAGCAGAGGGAGGAAUGUUGCCUCAAGCUUGAAGCAGCCAUCAUCAAUAUUCUGAAAUAUGUCAAUGCUCCAGAAAACAAUAUCAAGUCCGUGGCCAUUCCUGCCCUCAGCUCUGGAAUCUUCAACUUCCCGCAGGAUUUAUGUGUUCAAGUCAUCGUACGGACUAUAAAGAAUUUUAUUCAGUUAGCUCCGUUAUUUGGUUACUUGCAAGAAAUCCACCUCGUGAACAUUGAUGAGACCACAGCUGAAGUCAUGAAAAGGGCGUGCGAAGAGUUGCUAGGCACCAACGAUGUUGUGCCUCUGGCGGGAGCAGCAGACUCCAUCACAGUCAAUGAUCUCUGUCUCCAGAUUAAAAAAGGGAACAUAGAAGCACAGCAAGCUGCCAUUAUUAUUAGCUCUGUGACUGUGCAAGAUGAUCUCUCUCAAGGAACCAUCUCAAGAGCAAUCCUCGAAAAGGCAGGUCCAGCUAUGCAGGAGCAAUUUCUCUCUGAGUUACAGAGACUUCCAGCAGAUAACCUGAAACUCAUAUUCACAAAAGGGUGCAAUAUUGACUGUGAGUUUGUGCUCCAUGUGGUAUGGCCAUCUUGCAGUGAAUGCAACGCACAGGAGGCACUAAAAGCUGCAGUUUCUAAAAGUCUUCUCAAGGCUCAAGAGCAGCAGUCCUCAUCCGUUUGUUUUCCUCUCCUUGGGAUUGAAGAUUUACACAUGCCAAAGGAUGAAGUGGUAGAGAUUAUGGUGGAGGAAAUAAUACACUUUGCGGAGGAAUAUCCUGGGAAGAAGCCUGAGGUAUUCAUUGUGGUUCCUCCAGAUGACAGUGAUGUUUAUGAGGCUUUCUUCACCAAGCUUAUGUCAGUCAAAAACAAACUGGAAGAAAAGAUGGACUGCAGCAAUAUGGAUGGCAUGGAGGUACAGACUGACAUACAAGCCGAUGGAGGUUGUGAAAAAAACGGACCAUUUGUGGAACUUAUUGGACGCAGCCAGGAAACGCUGGAGGCAGCAGAACUGUGGCUCCGAAACAUCAUACAAGUUGAGGAAAGUCACCGGAUCGUUAUACAAAAUUAUAACCUUCUCAACCUUGGUAGUGGUCAGCCAGUUGAGCUGUCUCAUCUGCAGCAGCACUUUGGCAUAACCAUAGUAGAGAGUUUGACCGGGGAGGGUGCAGCCCUCGAGAUCGAAGGUUCCCCCCGAGCCGUGAUUGAUGCAACAUUCGCUAUCGAAUUCAUGCUGCAGACUACAGCCAAGCAAGAAAUGAAGGCAGACGGACCUUUGAGAAACUCUCCUCAUCAAGAAGGCUACACAGAAAUGGCGAGUAAAUACUGUUACCAAGUCACUCCAAUAGAGUCAUAUCUUCAAGAAUUCAAGGACAAAGAAAAACAACUUGAAAAAGCUGGCCUCCGGGUUCUGAAGAUAGAGAAAAUAUGCAAUCCUCUUUUAGAAUCUACCUUCCAAAGGAUUAAAAUAAAAAUUGAAGGAAAAAAUGCUGGAAUGCCAGUAUGCCAUAGGCUAUACCAUCGUGUCCCAGCUCAGUACUGUAGUCUGGUGUGCAAAACGGGAUUUCAGAAAACCUACCCCUCCUCCUUACAAGACCAGAAAUAUGGAGCUGGCAUCUACUUUAACAAGAACCCCAGGAACCUUGUAACAGAUACCAGGGAAAAAUGUGAAAUGGACCACUUGAUCUGUGUGUUUGAGGCUGAAGUUGUAACAGGCUCGUAUACAAGGGGCAAUCGAAGCUAUGUUGCACCACCAUUAAUUAGUGCAAGUAGCAUGAAACUCUAUGACAGUGUUGUUGACGAUAUUCACAACCCUGAAAUCUUCGUCAUUUUCAAUAGGGAGCAAGCUCUCCCGCUGUAUUUGUUGACUUGUUCCCUGCUUUGGAAUCCAGUGCAGAAGACCCAGUUGGAACCAUCAGCUCAGAAUCUAUGAGGCCUUAAAGUUCAACACAUGAUAGGUACUAGGUUCUAUGAGUUAGGUUUAAAUAAUUUAUGUAUAUGGCAGUUCUCCGAUGCAGUGAAAAAUCUUGCCUUGUUACAAUCUUGAAGUAACGUUAUUGCUUAAUAAGCAAUCUCAGCAUGGGAAGCUUUAAUUUGAUUAAAAAGAGAACUGCUGCAUUCACAACACAAGUUCUUAUAUUAAAAUGCCAACUUCAAACCA
This is a messenger RNA of Podarcis raffonei (Aeolian wall lizard), 2787 nucleotides long. It is a transcript of the gene PARP9, whose product is annotated as poly(ADP-ribose) polymerase family member 9. Gene Ontology annotation, biological process: negative regulation of gene expression; positive regulation of type II interferon-mediated signaling pathway. Lineage: Eukaryota; Metazoa; Chordata; Lepidosauria; Squamata; Lacertidae. The transcript has 10 exons. Gene Ontology annotation, molecular function: ubiquitin-like protein ligase binding; transcription corepressor activity; NAD+ poly-ADP-ribosyltransferase activity. Gene Ontology annotation, cellular component: nucleus; cytoplasm. The coding region runs from base 136 to 2559 and encodes 807 amino acids. The record is from RefSeq and is a predicted model, not a curated record.